Molecule: messenger RNA, 1391 nt
Organism: Lontra canadensis (Northern American river otter)
Lineage: Eukaryota; Metazoa; Chordata; Mammalia; Carnivora; Mustelidae
Gene: LIPA
Product: lipase A, lysosomal acid type
Exons: 10
Coding region: 138-1331 (397 amino acids)
Biological process (GO): sterol metabolic process
Cellular component (GO): intracellular membrane-bounded organelle
Molecular function (GO): sterol ester esterase activity
Source: RefSeq, a predicted model, not a curated record
CUGGCGGCGCGCGCAGCCUGAGCCGGGAGGGGCACCUGCCUCCGCGUCCGACGGUCCCCGCCCCUUCAGGUGUCCAGCUCAAGUAGCGGGCACUGCGGCUCUGCACAGUGGCCCGGGAGGACUGGUGCGGAAGGAAAAUGCAGCUCCUGGGAUUGGCGGCCUGUUUGGUCCUUGGGACCCUGCGUUCUGAGGUGUCCGGAGACAGUCUGGCAGAUCUGGAUCCGGAGACAAAUAUGAAUGUGAGUGAAAUUAUCGUUCACUGGGGUUUCCCUAGUGAGGAGCACUUCAUCGAGACAGAAGACGGAUAUAUUCUUUGCCUUCACCGUAUCCCUCACGGGAGGAAGAACAAUUCUGCCAAAGGUCUUAAGCCAGUGGUGUUCCUGCAGCACGGCCUUCUGGCAGACUCUAGUAACUGGAUCACAAACCUGCCCAACAGCAGCCUGGGCUUCAUUCUGGCAGACGCCGGUUUUGACGUGUGGAUGGGGAACAGCAGAGGGAACACUUGGUCUCGGAAACACAAGACUCUUUCAGCUUCCCAGAGUGAAUUCUGGGCUUUCAGUUAUGAUGAAAUGGCAAAUUAUGACCUACCAGCUUCAAUUAACUUCAUUCUGAAUAAAACUGGCCAAGAACAAGUGUAUUAUGUGGGUCACUCUCAAGGCACCACGAUAGGUUUUAUAGCAUUUUCACAGAUUCCCGAGCUGGCCAAGAAGGUUAAAAUAUUUUUUGCCCUGGCUCCUGUGGCUUCAGUCGAGUUCUCUAAGAGCCCACUAACUAAAUUAGGAGAAUUGCCAGAAUUUCUCUUCAAGGACUUGUUUGGGGUCAAAGAAUUUCUUCCCCAGAAUACGCUUUUGAAGUGGCUGGGCACACAUAUUUGCAACCAUGUCAUUCUGAGGGAGCUCUGUGGAAAUGCCUUUUUUGUUAUCUGUGGAUUUAACGAGAAGAACUUAAACAUGUCCAGAGUGCCCGUGUAUGUAGCACACUCUCCUGCCGGAACCUCUGUGCAAAACAUGCUACACUGGGACCAGUUUAUUAAAUCCCGGAAGUUCCAAGCCUUUGACUGGGGUAGCAGUGCCAGGAAUUAUUUCCAUUACAACCAGACUUAUCCCCCGCCUUACAGCGUGAAGGACAUGCCGGUGCCCACGGCCGUCUGGAGCGGGGGCCAGGACUCACUGGCGGACGUCAAGGACAUCAGCGUCUUACUGUUGCAGAUCACCAACUUGGUAUACAACAAGUUCAUCCCGGAAUGGGAGCACCUGGACUUUAUCUGGGGCUUGGAUGCCCCUUGGCGGCUCUAUAAUGACAUAGUGGAUCUGAUAAGGAAAUACCCGUGAGAGGCCACGGGAGGGGACCAUGCAUUACAGUGUGCGCGCUUCCCUUCUCUGAAAGGGCUG